GAUCGCGCUUUCGUUCCGAAUCGACCAUAAACAUUACUUGUGAAAGUUGUGCGCGCGAUUAUUAGUUUUCAAAAUAUUUUAUUUUUGCUGUCAAAAUACCGUUCUUCAAAGUGUCGCAUUCGCGAAAAUAUGUGCGAUACACUGGUUAUGAAUGCGGUGGGUUGCAAUCGUAAACGAUUGCGGUCCAACGACGAGGGAGGUCAUUUGAUUCUUCAACGCAAGAAGUUCAUCAACCAGCAGCAGAUGGAUCAGCAGGAUGAGCGAAAGAUGAGACAAGUUCAAGAGAAAACUAUCAAUAUGCUGUUUCAGGGAGCAAAGACCUUCAACCGGCUUCCACCGGGAGUUUGCCAAAGCGAAUGUCUGGCGCAUGUGCGCCUCGUUGGUGGUGGUGAAAUUGAUUUCAAUAUGCGCAAUUGUCCCAGCUGGCUGGAGAAAAAGGCUGAUCGUAAGUGUCGCAUUUGUGACCGACUGUCGUUGGUGCAUGCCGAUUGCGUCAACUGUAACCUGGAGCUAUGCGAGCAUUGUGGCAUCAGUUGCAACUAUUGUCCGGAGAAGAUUUGUUUGAACUGCGUUAAUAUUUUUAAUUGUCAAAACUCAGAUGUUCCUUGUUGUGAGCGAUGCAAGAUUUUCAACUGAAUGAUUGCGUAUCUUAAGAUAAAAAAUUAUUUAUAAUGAACUCUAGUGUGUUUGCGUAUUAAGGACGGCUUGGUAUAAUAAUGUUUGCAAUAAUAUAUAUUAUUUUAACUUUGUAACUGAAGUUGUAUGUAGUUCUUUGUGAUUUGAAAACAGUUUGAGAAAUCAGCACAAAAAACAGAUAUCGGGCAAAAGUUCCACCCUUCUCAACACUAUAUUACUUGCAGCGUCGUAUACUAUCAAUUUAAUUCACUUGAAGUAAAUAAAACUAACACUGCGCACGCA
Molecule: messenger RNA, 918 nt
Organism: Topomyia yanbarensis
Lineage: Eukaryota; Metazoa; Arthropoda; Insecta; Diptera; Culicidae
Exons: 4
Coding region: 130-636 (168 amino acids)
Biological process (GO): extrinsic apoptotic signaling pathway
Molecular function (GO): CD27 receptor binding
Source: RefSeq, a predicted model, not a curated record